This is a messenger RNA of Harpegnathos saltator (Jerdon's jumping ant), 1622 nucleotides long. RefSeq names its product glutamyl aminopeptidase-like. Lineage: Eukaryota; Metazoa; Arthropoda; Insecta; Hymenoptera; Formicidae. Gene Ontology annotation, biological process: proteolysis; peptide catabolic process. Gene Ontology annotation, molecular function: peptide binding; metalloaminopeptidase activity; zinc ion binding. The record is from RefSeq and is a predicted model, not a curated record. Bases 123 to 1622 code for a protein of 499 amino acids. The transcript has 7 exons. Gene Ontology annotation, cellular component: membrane; cytoplasm.
CUCUCGGCCAAGUAAACGGACCUCUAUAUCAGAAGCUGUAUUUAUGCUACGUACGGUAGUAGGCAACGAGCACCAGAAGUGGAAAUAUCAAAUACAGAACAUAUAUCCACAUAGGUACAUAUAUGGCUUUGAGAAAUAUUUACAUGGAAUUCCUAAUAUUAUUGUUAAGUUACAUUUCGAUGUGCGCCGCUGUUCUGCCAGACUACAUUGCUACUGAUCAUGAUCAAUCUUUAGACAUAGACCUGCAACAUUGCUCGGAUGUUUCCUCUUAUAAUGAUUUACUGGUUUCUAACUCUCGGCCAAUUCGAUAUAACAUGAAUAUCCUAAUAUUUUCGCUAAUGAAUCCGAAUUGGAACGUAGUUGACUGUAUAAGUGAUAUCACGUUCAUUAUUGAAAAUUCGAUAAGAGUCAUAAGUUUGCACGCCUAUGAAUUGGAUAUCAACAGUCGGAUAAAGGUUGUAAAUAUCAACUCACUUGAAAGCUACAGAUUAACUGGCUACCGUUAUUGCAAACACUCGCAGAUUUUGGAUUUGCAGUUUGAUAAAAUAAUAGUUCCUGGGACUUAUAACUUGUCAAUUGGCUCUGUUAGUCGUCGUCCUUGGAACGGUGUAGUUAAAUACGAAUACAAGAAAAGUGGAACAAAUCUUGAGAAAGCAAGGUUAGUCAUCAUGCAACCUAACAUGGCUCGGAGAGUGUUUCCAUGUUGGGAUGAGCCCGGAUUAAAGGCAAUUUUCAACAUAUCUACAGUAUAUCCUAAGCAUUUUAAAGUUUUCUCGAAUGUACCCGAAAUAUUCACAGAAAAGUUUGACUUCUACUUUAACAAGACGUAUUUUAGUGAUACGCCUUCGAUAUCUCCUUCCAAUGUGUUCAUUGCUCUGCUUGAAGACAACGAUAAUCAUACAAAGAGUGAAAUAUCUAAGAGUGACACCAUUUGGCACAUGUCGCAAAAGAAGAUGCUACAAGAUGCAACGAGUAUAAUUGCAACUGUCGAUCGUUACUUAACAUUCUUUACGGAAUUAACCGAUGUAUUGCCUAAGAGGGAUCACAUAGUGUUCCCAAAUAAUACAAUAAAUUCAAUGGGAUGUUUUGGUCUUAUAAUAUAUAGUGAAAAGGAUGUUCCAUAUGAUAAAGAUAUCGAUUUCCCUGGCCGCAAGGCUCAUAUCGGCGAAGUCAUUUCGCACCAAAUGGCACGUCAGCCGUUUACAGCAGUGGUUACUCAGUCUCGGUGGGCCGACCUGUGGAUAGGCGAAACACUAUCGAAGCUUUACAGUCAUUAUAUCAUGAACGAGAUUUUCAUCGGUUCACUUAGUUUAUCGGUUCAAUUAGUGGAUCUCUAUGCAAUCCAAAUUCUUCAAUUAACAUUUCAGUAUGAAAUUAACUGUCAGAUGAGAGCUCUUUCCGAAUAUGAUGUACGAGUCGCGGAUGAAAUCGAUGUUGGCCUCUGUUCUCGUUGGUAUUAUAAUAAAGGUCUCGCUCUUUUACGUAUGAUAGAGUAUAUAAUCACACGAGAUAAGUUUCAACUAGCUGUCAAAAAAUAUUUGGGCGAAUUUAAGUUUCGUUCUGCCACUCCUGAUAAUCUCUGGAUCACUUUACAACAUAUACUUGAUGACAGAAACCAAUAA